This is a messenger RNA of Prorocentrum cordatum, 783 nucleotides long. NCBI's taxonomy places the organism in Eukaryota, Dinophyceae, Prorocentrales, Prorocentraceae. The record is from the annotation of a GenBank genome assembly.
AUGGCGCGUGCGAUGCAGGUGAUCGGCUUCGCUGCAGUGGCGUCGGCGGACAUGGGGCCGUCCGCUCGGCAGCUCCGCGGCUACGCAGCAAACAGCACCUCGCUCGCGUCUGCGUCAGGCUGCAGCAGUUUCUGCUGCUGGAGGCCGGCUGGGGAGUGCAGCGACUGCGGCACGGACUGGAACAACCGCAUGUAUGCCCCCGGUUGCCACGUGGAGUGCUCAGGCCCGAACUGCGGCCCUGGAAAGGCCCACCAGUACUACAACACGCAGUCUGAUUGGGACAGCAGUUGCUCCACUCGGGUGUGCGGCAGUGAGCAGGGAGGCCUCAGCUCUGGACCUUCGUACUAUUGCGGGGGCACCUGGAAUGGGAACAACAACUGGGGCAGCAACUACGAGGGCCCGAUCGUCAACACCGACACUGAGACUUGCAAGCGAUUGUGCGGUAUGAGCGGGAGCAACAAGUGCACGGGUUGGACCGUGACCAACAACAACGAGUGUUACCUGAAGACAAGCGUCGGGGACAUGCAGAGCGAUGCGGGCGUUCAGGGCAGCGGCUACUGCUACCCCAGCUGCGGGGACCAGCAGAACCAGCAGAACAACGAUGGGCACAACUACGAGGGCCCGAUCCAGGUGCAGAACGCAGAGUUCUGCAAGGUGAGGUGCCAGGCUUCCGGGGGCCAAUGCAAGGGCUGGACUGUGACCAACAACGGUGAAUGCUACCUGAAGGAUAACGUUGGGCCCAUGAGGCCUGAUGGGGGAGUGCAGGCCAGCGGCAAUUGCUAG